Ambispora gerdemannii is the source of this 1122-nucleotide messenger RNA. Lineage: Eukaryota; Fungi; Glomeromycota; Glomeromycetes; Archaeosporales; Ambisporaceae. The record is from the annotation of a GenBank genome assembly.
AUGCCUCAAAGUAGUCUCGACAGAAGUGGACAAUCCAAAAUUCUUUUAGAAAACUUGUCAUUACCAAAAUCAUCGAAAUCAAAAAGAAAAGAGAAAAUGAUACCAAUGAAAGUAAUGCCAGUGCCUGCACUACUGACAAAACAACCAUAUAUACGCCCGAUCGUCUCACCAGAAACACUACAUAAUAAAGAACAAGAGGUGAAACAAAGAAGUUCUCGAGUACCAGAAAGCGUAGUAUCGAUGGCAAAAAAAGCAUCCGUGAAGGAAUUAGCAGCACGUAGUUUUACAUAUAACGAGAAUGCGGAUAGAGCUCGAUUUAAGUAUGAUCUUAAAGAAUUGCGGAUGCAAUAUAUUAGAGAUCAUGAAGAAAAGCAACGAGAAAAGGCUGAAAAACGACAUAAGGGUCGAAUGGCUCGAAGAGAACAAAGAAUGGGUCGGCGUCCUGUUGUUUCUCGUAUUGAUACUACUCCUUCUAGGUAUCUAACAAUUAGAAACGAUCAAUCUUCCGAAAGACCAAAAAUAAAAGCUUCAAAAGAGGAAAAAAAGGAGAAACUGGACAUCGAAAUUCACAACAUCAUUAAACAAUAUACUACCGAUCCAGAGUUCAUACGGAAACACCAAGAAGCACGUCGUCUACGUGACGCUGGAACAAUGCUUUCUCUCAGUUCCGCUCACGAAUUUGAUAUGGACGCAUAUCGUGAACGUAAACGAGCACGCGCAUUAGUCAAUUAUGAAAAACGAGAAACCAGUUUACGCGAAAAACGUCUAUCACAACUAAUUAAAUUAUAUCACAACACUACAAGUUUCGUCAAUCUUGAAAACCUUGACGACGUGGUGGAUCGCGUAUUUGCUAAAGAUGCCGGAGAAAAACCAUUCCUGAAUGCGAAUUUACGCGACCUGCAAGUGAAAUUGCGAGAAGGUGGUGGCGUGAUUGAUGGUGAACAGUUGCAAGAGAGGGUGGACAAGAUUCGCGAUGUUUUGGAGGGAACUGUUCACGGUGGAAAACAUUUUGGAUUAUAUAAAUUAAGAAAAUUCAUAAAGAAUAAUUCACAUCUAUUGACGAAUAAUGGUAAUCAUAAUAAGCCUGAAAAGCAAAAAAUACUCCGUUCGAAUGUUUGGUGA